Messenger RNA from Amaranthus tricolor (Joseph's coat), 3400 nucleotides. Its product is annotated as 26S proteasome non-ATPase regulatory subunit 1 homolog A-like. Gene Ontology annotation, biological process: regulation of protein catabolic process; proteasome-mediated ubiquitin-dependent protein catabolic process. The coding region runs from base 120 to 3056 and encodes 978 amino acids. Gene Ontology annotation, molecular function: enzyme regulator activity. The record is from RefSeq and is a predicted model, not a curated record. Lineage: Eukaryota; Viridiplantae; Streptophyta; Magnoliopsida; Caryophyllales; Amaranthaceae. The transcript has 13 exons. Gene Ontology annotation, cellular component: proteasome storage granule; proteasome complex; nucleus.
AUAAAGGGUAGAUUUUUACAGUAAACAAGAACCAAAGUUGGCUUGCGGUAGGGGAAACUGCUUCGCCCAAAUCUACAAGAGUUGCACAGAAUAGAUCCAAAACCUUCAGAUAUUCAAAAAUGGCGACAGUAGUGAGUUCUGGGAAAGCCAUGCUUGCUAUGCUUACGGAGAAUGACCCUUCUUUGAAGCUUCACGCUCUUUCUAAUCUCAAUACGCAUGCUGAGUUUUUAUGGCCUGAGAUCUCCACCAGUAUUCCUCUAUUAGAAAGCUUGUACGAAGAGGGAGAGCUCCCUGCUGCAUUAGUUGUUUCUAAGGUUUUUUAUUUCUUAGGUGAACUCAAUGAUUCGUUAUCAUAUGCAUUGGGAGCCGGGACGUUAUUUGAUGUGUCAGAGGAUUCAGAUUAUGUUAGAUCACUUCUUGAUAAAGCCCUUGAUGAGUACGCUAGUCUCAGGAACAAAGUGACAGAGUCUAAUGAAGAUGCUGCAAACAUUGACCCCAGGCUCGAGGCAAUUGUGGAGAAAAUGCUGGAGAAGUGCAUUGUGGAAGGGAGAUAUCAGCAAGCAAUGGGCAUGGCGAUUGAGUGCCGAAGAUUAGACAAACUUGAGGAGGCUAUUAUGAGGAGUGAUAACGCUCCUGGAAGUCUGUCUUACUGUAUAAAUGUUUCACACUCCUAUGUUAACCAGAGACAAUAUCGCCUAGAGGUGCUUCAGCUGCUUGCCAGACUGUUCCAAAAGUUGCCAUCUCCAGAUUAUUUGAGCAUAUGCCAGUGUCUCAUGUUUUUGGAUCAACCUGAUGGUGUUGCUAACAUUCUAGAGAAGCUUAUUUCUUCAGAGAACAAAGACGAUGCUUUGCUUGCAUUUCAAACAUCUUUCGAUCUAGUGGAAAAUGAACAUCAGGCUUUUCUAUUAAAAGUGAUUGACAGCCUUUCAAAACCCAUUCCUGAAUCUCGAGAGUCCUCACAGUCUGAAAAUACUGCUGCUUCGGAGAAUGUGGAAAUGAUUGAUGGAACUCAUGGAUCUACCUUACCUGUGUAUGCUGAGAGAUUGACUAAACUUAAAGGAAUAUUGUCCGGAGAGACUUCAAUACAGCUGAUAUUGCAGUUUCUAUACAGUCACAACAGGUCGGACCUUCUUAUCCUGAAGAAUAUAAAGCAAGCUGUUGAAACAAAAAAUAGUGUUUGUCAUAGUGCAACAAUUUAUGCGAAUGCAAUUAUGCAUGCUGGUACCACAGUGGAUACAUUUCUAAGGGAGAAUUUGGACUGGUUAAGCAGAGCCACCAACUGGGCCAAGUUUAGUGCAACAGCUGGAUUGGGAGUAAUUCAUAGAGGCCAUUUGCAUCAGGGCCGAUCACUGUUGACACCUUACUUGCCACAGGGUGGGGCUGGUGGUGGUGGUGGUCCAUAUUCCGAAGGUGGAGCUCUUUAUGCACUUGGUUUGAUCCAUGCUAACCAUGGCGGGGGUAUUAAACAGUUUCUUUCUGAUAGCCUACGCAAUACUAAUGUAGAGGUCAUUCAACAUGGUGCAUGUUUAGGGCUUGGGUUAGCAGCUUUGGGAACUGCUGAUGAGGAUAUAUUUGAGGAUUUGAAAAAUGUCCUGUACACAGAUAAUGCUGUUGCCGGUGAAGCUGCUGGCAUUGGUAUGGGAUUGCUAAUGGUCGGUACGGCAACUGAGAAGGCUGGAGAGAUGCUUGCUUAUGCACAUGAAACCCAACAUGAGAAGAUCAUCAGGGGAUUAGCUUUAGGUGUAGCUCUUACGGUUUAUGGAAGAGAGGAGGAAGCUGACACACUUAUACUGCAAAUGACUGGGGAUCAAGAUCCUAUCUUGCGUUAUGGUGGUAUGUAUGCAUUGGGUUUGGCUUACCGAGGAACAUCAAAUAACAAAGCCAUCCGGCAGCUGCUUCACUUUGCAGUCUCAGAUGUCAGUGACGACGUUAGGCGAACUGCAGUUUUGGCUCUUGGGUUCGUCAUGUAUUCUGAUCCAGAACAGAUGCCCCGUAUUGUGUCCCUGCUAUCUAAGUCCUACAACCCACACGUUCGAUAUGGUGCGGCCUUAGCAGUUGGCAUUUCAUGUGCUGGCACUGGUCUGAGCGAAGCUAUAUCUUUGUUGGAGCCCUUGACAUCAGAUGUGGUUGAUUUUGUUCGACAAGGAGCACUGAUUGCAAUGGCCAUGGUUAUGGUUCAAAUUACUGAAGCGAUGGAUCCUCGAGUUGGAGCAUUCAGGCGGCAAUUGGAGAAGAUAAUUCUCGACAAACAUGAAGAAACCGUGAGCAAGAUGGGAGCCAUAUUAGCAUCUGGAAUUCUUGAUGCUGGUGGUAGGAAUGUGACAAUUAGACUGCUUUCCAAGUCGAAGCAUGAUAGAAUGACAGCUAUUGUGGGUCUGGCUGUUUUUAGCCAGUUUUGGUAUUGGUAUCCUCUUACAUACUUCAUAAGCUUGUCAUUCUCACCCACUGCUUUUAUUGGGCUGAACUAUGACUUGAAAGUUCCAAAGUUUGAGUUUUUGUCUCAUGCAAAACCUUCCUUGUUCGAGUAUCCAAAGCCAACCACUGUGGCCACCACUACAUCGGCUGUAAAACUCCCUACUGCUGUAUUAUCAACUACGGCAAAGGCCAAAUCUAGGGCAAAAAAGGACGAGCAGAAGGAGAAGUCUGUUGGGUCUGAGACUUCACCUUCUGUUUCUGCCUCCGGGAAGGCAAAAUCUUCUACCGAGAAAGAGAAAGACGACAUGCUGGUCGAGAAUGUACCCGAAAACAAGGUGGAACCGGAACCUUCAUUUGAAAUCUUAACAAAUCCUGCUAGGGUAGUUCCCGCUCAAGAAAAAUUCAUCCAUUUUUUUGACGGAAGCAGAUACAUGCCAGUGAAGUCGGCCUCCUCUGGUUUUAUUCUUCUGAAGGACUUACGCCCUGAGGAAGCAGAAGUAUUGUCUCUUUCUGACACACCCGCUUCUGCCGCGACAAAUUCUGCUGCUGGAACUGCAGCACCCGCACAACAGGGGAAUACUGAUGCCAUGGCCGUUGAUGAGGAACCUGAACCCCCUCAGCCUUUUGAAUUCACAUCCUGAUGAUUUUGUUCAGUUGAAGGACCAUCUUUGUGGUUCUUAGUGCAUGGCUGUACCUUGGUUCUCGGGGAUUAACUGUACUACAUGUUCUGAGAUUCGUGAAUUCAUUUGCUAAGCUUUUUUCAGCAUGAUGUGAUCAAGCCUAUGAGAAAAAUAUUCUCCUGUAUACUUUCUUUUUUUGCUGUGUCGAAAAUAUAGCACUCUUAGAGUCCCUAGUAUUUAACGGUUUACAUUAGUGCAUUUGUUAAUUAAUCUGUUAUGAGCACGAUACGUCUAGUGUGGAAGUGAAUAGUCUCUCCACCCCUUUGAGCCGAUGAUUUAUUAUUUUAUGGACAUUAUUAACUGUA